Dibothriocephalus latus is the source of this 337-nucleotide messenger RNA. The record is from the annotation of a GenBank genome assembly. Lineage: Eukaryota; Metazoa; Platyhelminthes; Cestoda; Diphyllobothriidea; Diphyllobothriidae.
AUCGCACUCUCGCUCCAGAAGUCGGUCGCCUCGUAGACCGCGGGUUACCUCAAAGCGAGUCGUCAUCGCCAAUAUCCCCUACGAUGUGACCUGGACCAAGCUGAAGCAGAUUUUUCGCGACCGAGUCGGCUUUACCGGUUUCCUGCGUCUCAUGAAGAGCAAUGGUCGACCAAAUGGCAUGGGGAUCAUGGAAUUCAAGACUAUUGAGGGUGCGGAGAAGGCCAUUGAGAUGAUGAACCGUUUUGAGAUUGGGGAUCGUAAAAUCAUCGUGCGCGAGGAGACCCUGCGCGAUCAGGAGAGGAUGGCACACAUGGAAUUUGAUGGUCCCGCCGGCCAU